Molecule: messenger RNA, 1172 nt
Organism: Phalaenopsis equestris
Lineage: Eukaryota; Viridiplantae; Streptophyta; Magnoliopsida; Asparagales; Orchidaceae
Product: dnaJ homolog subfamily B member 4-like
Cellular component (GO): cytosol
Molecular function (GO): protein-folding chaperone binding
Source: RefSeq, a predicted model, not a curated record
CAGAUGACAUCGGUUACUUAUCGCUAUUGCAUAGCUUGAGGAGUGGAAUAUGCUCUUGAACCUUAUUAAGAUCGGGCGGGAUUUUUUUGGGGUCGUGAUGGGGUUGGAUUACUAUGAUAUUCUGAAAGUUGACAAGAAUGCGACCGAUAACGAUCUCAAGAAAAGUUACAGGAAACUGGCGAUGAAAUGGCAUCCGGACAAGAAUCGCUUGAACAAGAAGGAAGCCGAGGCUAAGUUUAAGCAGAUCUCCGAAGCUUAUGAGGUCUUGAGUGAUCCAAAAAAACGAGCGGUCUAUGACCAGCAUGGGGAAGAAGGUUUGAAGGGCAUGCCCCCUCCUGGUACUACUAGAGGUAGUGGUGCAAAUGGCUCUGCAGGUUCCUUCUUCAAUCCACGGAAUGCCGAAGAUAUCUACGGGGGCGGGGCAUUUGAUUUCAGCUCGAUGAACCGUGCAAAGUCUACUAGGUUUCAGUCCGCGGGUGCUGGGGGAUUCUAUGGUGGGGUCACAGGAACUGAGAAUGUUUUCCGUUCUUACAGCGAAGGUGUGGGAGGGGGUGGUGCAAGCCAACUGAAGAAAGCUCCUGCUGUUGAGACCAAGUUGGCUUGCAGCCUUGAGGAGCUUUAUAUUGGUUCGAAGAGAAAAAUGAAGAUCUCAAGAAAUGUCAUUAAAGAAAAUGGCCAAACAGUUCCCGAGUCAGAAAUCCAAACAAUUGAGGUAAAACCUGGGUGGAAAAAGGGGACCAAAAUCACCUUCGCCGGCAAAGGCAACGAGCAGGCGAACUCCGCCCCCGCAGACCUCGUCUUUAUAGUCGACGAGAAACCUCAUGAGGUCUACCAAAGGGAAGGAAAUGAUCUUAUUGUUCAUCAGCAAGUUUCAUUAUUAGAAUCUCUAACAGGAACUACAGUAAAGCUGACUUCUCUUGAUGGAAGGGAUUUAACCAUCCCAGUUACUGAUAUCAUAAUCCCUGGUUAUGAGCUUAUCAUAGCUAAAGAAGGAAUGCCUGUAGCCAAGGAUCCUGGAAGGAAGGGGAAUUUAAAAAUCAUAUUUGAUGUGAAGUUCCCAACAAGGCUUUCAGCUGAUCAAAGAUCUGCUCUCAAGCGAAUUCUGGCAGGUCAAGUUGUCUAAUUUUUAUUUCUGAAUUGUUUUUCUUUCUUUAGGAUUUGUUUGGGAUCAU